AUGUACCACCAUCAUCGACCAUAUUUUAUUUUACUAUUACUUAUUUUCAUGACAACCGAAGCUGUACUACUUCUGUUUGAACAUGAUCAAUAUAAUAUGUCUGUAUCUGAAUCGACAACAGUUGGCACCAUUUUAUUAAGAAUUAAAGCCUAUUUCGUUGAUCAUUCGUUUCACGGUCAAAUAUUAUAUUCAUUACGUGAUGAUGAGACGAUAACAAACAAAUUUUUAUUGGAUAAAUAUGAUGGGAAGUUAUCUUUGAAAUCAAUGCUCGAUUUUGAAACAAUAUCGUUGUACACAUUUACAGUUGAAGCAAAAGUAGAUUCUAUGUUACCAUCGUUUGUUGAUGUAACGAUUUAUGUCAUUAAUGUCAAUGAUAAUGCACCCGAAUUAAACGUCCUUUUUUAUCCAUCUGUGUCAACUCAACAACCAUCGAGUGGUAUUACAACAAUUUUAUAUGAUCCAUUCAUUUCUUAUACACCUAUUUGCACAAUAAAUGUGAAAGACAAAGAUUAUUUAAGUGCUACAACGAUCAUUCAGACUAAUCUAACCGUACAUUUAAAUAAUACUGACAAAUUUCAAUUACAAUUGGUUCGUUUAGGUGGAUCGCGCAGUGGUGCAGAAGCCACUUAUAUUCUAUCGAUAAUCAAUAAUAAACAAUUUGAUAAAAAUGAUUUACUUUAUCUUUCAAUUGAUGUUUGUGAUAAUGAUGAACCACCAUUAUGGACAAAUCGUUCAUUUAUAUUUCAUUUAAUUCCAAAAUCAUCAUAUGAUUGUAAUCUUCUAUUUGAUAAACGAGAAUAUAUGAUCGAUGUAAAUGAAACAACACCUGUAUAUACUCUAUUAUUACGUUCAUACGAAACAAAUUGUCAAAAUUCUAAUAUUCGAUUUAGUCUGAGAAAUGAGAAUAUCUCUUUUCAUAUUAAUCAUCUAACCGGUGAAUUAUUUACAUCAAAACGUUUUAAUCGAACAAUUCAAAGUAUCUAUCAAUUUCAAAUUUUAGCUAAUGAUCGACAACGUCAAGCUACUGUCAAUCUUACUAUUCGAAUUUUAGAUAAUGACAAUCAUCAACCAUUUAUUCUUGGUAAAAAAUCUGUAUUAUUUAACCAUGAUAGAUUAAAAGAAAAUCAGAUUUUAACAAAUUUGAAUAUUAUCAAUUUUUCUAAUAAAAGUGAUUGUAAAUUGAAUCAAAAUAAUAAUUAUUUUCAAUUAUUAUCAAAUUGUAGUGUAAAACUACUGCCUAAUGUGAUACCGAUACCAGGCAAAUAUUACUUAAACAUUAUAUUAGAUCAAAGAUUUGAAGACAUGUUUCAAAUCGAAAUUAUUGAAAUACAAGAACGACAACAAAAAUUAUUAACAAAUGUAAAUAAUUAUUUAAAAUCACAAUUGAUAAUCAUUAUAGCUGCCAUAUUGGCCUUUCUUUUUAUUUCAUCGACAAUGUUAUUGGUGACGUAUUUAUUUAGAAGACGAUAUAAACAAAAAAUAUUAAGUAGAAUAAACGGACAUCCGACUAAGCAACGUACACUGGAUAAAUGUAUUAAUGAAAUCAAUAAGAAACAGAAAGCAACGGGAUCUGUCGGAAAUGAUCACAAUAAAUACGAGACUGCUAAGAAUAAACUACAAGUUCAUGAUGAUCAACAAGUAUCCAACGGUUCUGAUUACAAUUUAAAAUCUUGUGCAGCAAUUUAUUUGUUACAACGACAUCCAAUUUCUCCAUCGUCUCAUAGUUCUCACUCAGGAAACGAUAUUCAAACGCGUAGUAUUAGUACACGUCGUGAUUUUGACGAAGGUUAUGCGGGUAGUUCAGAACUCGAACUUUCGGAUGGUGGUUCUACUGAAAUACCAAUGAAAUAUUCUAACAAAACAAGUAAUAUUGAAGAAUAUCAAGUUUAUGAAUUUCAACAUCAAGAACAAAUAUCGAAAUCGAAGCGAGCAAGUUUAUCAGAAAAAACUGAUCAAUCGUUCGUACAACAUAUAAAAAAUAAUGCUAGAAAAAAUGUUGUUCAACCAAAUUCUAGAUUAAGAAAUGUAUCGAUUGUUGAUGCAUGUAUAUCGUCAAAUAUUUCACUUGUUUAA
Molecule: messenger RNA, 2073 nt
Organism: Didymodactylos carnosus
Lineage: Eukaryota; Metazoa; Rotifera; Eurotatoria; Philodinida; Philodinidae
Source: the annotation of a GenBank genome assembly